CCAAGAUUCAACAUGCGACCUGCCUGAGAACAGUCUUUGAGGAUACAUUACUUCCCUAAGUUUGAACGUUGUAGAUGUUUUCAUGCGAGAGCUAUAAAAGUGAUCAUGGAGGAGGAAAUGUCUCUUGCAAAAGAACAACACCAAGCAAGACUUUCAGAUGUGGAGAAUGAAAGUGAUGCUGAUGUGAUGAACUCACCUUCAGAGAGCAGUGACUAUGGAAUCAUUUACCUGAACCCUCAAACACCAAACUGGUCUCUGGUGGAGAAGUUUGCCAACCUUCCAGGAGACGGUCCAGGAGAGAAAAUGAUGGGAUUGUGUAAUGACCAAGGCCACCAUGUUCAAGUAUUGUCACGGUGCAAGGAAACUCUUCCAAAUGAUGCAAUCCACAUAUUUAAUGGCAUGUUUUUGGAGGCAACUCAAAAGAAUUGUUUCAAAAACCUCAAGACCAACCAAGUGCGAAAGGACGUCUCACCCAAAACGAAGGUGUCUAAGAUGGAAGCUGAGCUAGAGGAAAAUUCUCCAGGUGGAUGUGAGAACAAGAAUGAAAAGAAGAGAGUGAAAAGUCCACCUGUGAAGAAAUUGCAUAAAAAACAGGAAAAUGACAAGAUUCCUCGACUUUUGGUGGCAAUGAAAAAGCGUGAAGCCGACACACAGCACCGUCCCUUCAAGUGUCGGCAAUGUCACUGGGCCUUUAAGAAGCUGAGCAAUCUGCAGAGUCACUUACAAACUCACUCUGGCCUCAAGCCACAUGUGUGUGACAUAUGUGGCAAAGCUUACUCCCAUCAAGGCACACUACAGCAGCACAAGCGUCUGCACACCGGUGAAAGACCGUACCACUGCCCUUUCUGUGUCAAGACCUACAUUUGGUCCUCAGAUUACCGCAAGCACAUACGCACUCACACUGGUGAGAAACCGUAUGUCUGUGACUCCUGCGGGAAGGAUUUCAUCCGCUCGUCUGACCUGCGCAAGCACGAGCGGAACUUGCACACGAACAACAAGCCCUUCCCGUGCAGGCACUGUGGCAAGACCUUCUACAAACCACUCUCCCUGAAGCGCCAUGAGCGGAAGCACCUGGGGGAGCGGCCUUUCUCCUGCCCUGACUGUGGGAAGACGUUUACCCUUCCAAGUCGUUUGGAGGAGCACCGCAAGGUCCACACAGGUGUGCGUCCGUUCGUCUGCUCCGUGUGCUCCAAGUGCUUCACUAAGUCCUCCAACCUGGCCGAGCACGAGGCCAUCCACAGCGGAGUGCAACCGUUCAAGUGUGAGGAGUGUGGUGUGGCAUUUGCCAUGGCCUCCCGCCUCGUUCGUCACCAGUACGUCCACAACAAGGGGAAACCGCUGCAGUGCACUGGCUGCAGCAAGAACUUCAGCCAGCCAAACAUGUUGAAGCUUCACCAGGAGCAAACCUGCGUCGGGAGAAUCUUUGUCUGUGUGACGUGUCACAAAUCGUUCAAGUGUGCAGCAAAGCUAGCUCAGCACAUGCUGCGCCACAGCGACGUGAGCAGCGGAGUCUGAUGCCCACUUACACCAGCAUACCCGUGUCAUACCAGUACGCACUGCCAGUGUAAUAUUUGUACAGGUUUAAAGCUUAAACCUUAGCUUCAAGACCAAUUGACAAUUGCUGUGGCGUGGGCUGAAAAAACGUCAUCAAAUUGUUUGCAAGGGUUCUCCACGGAACCAACAUUUUGUGACCACAUGGACCUUAUGCAUGGAGAAGCCAAAAUGUUCAUUUUACACCUACAGAGCCAAACUUUAAUGACUUUUAAAAUGUAUGCUACACACACAUAAAAUGUAUAUUAAUAUACCUGUAUCCCCACGAUUGUGUCUACUGGCGGACAAAAGUCUUGUUCCACAAAGAGUAUUACAGGAUUUCUACAGGUUUUAUUGUAGCCAUUAGGCUUAUUUCACAUAAUUGGAAGAGUCUACACAGACCAGAUGAAAGACCUCGUCCACUAAUGGUCAUCUGUCGGGAGGCUUGCCGAGGAGCGACAGCAGUGGAGGCCAGUGAGCCCAGUGGGCAGAAACAUGUCUUAUGUUUAUGUAAGAUCAUAUAAGUGUGAAUUUAUACCAGAACCAAAACGUUCAUGUUUUAUUGUUCUCUUUUUUUUUUGUUUUUUUUUUCUGUUUUCUGUCUUUGACUCUAAAGGCCGUGGUAUACUUCGGUGCGCGUGGCGUGCACGUCCCAUAUCGUGGACCCUAGUGCGUCAGGGUCCUGUAGUAUCUGACUACACCAUCGGGUGGCGGUACACGUCUGGACGCAGAGAAUAAGACGCAUUCCUACCAAAGAAGAAGAGAACGAUGCUACAGCGCCCUCUGACACGUGCAGUCCAUUGGCAGGGGAGUCGGGGGGUGUCAGCAGGUUUGAGGGUCACCAUGUUGAGGCUUGGAUGUCUGUCCUUGGUGACUACUUCCAAAGAAUAUUAAUAUUAAUAUUAGCUUAAGAUGCUCCUAAUAAACUGCCAAAUGACCACAUAUUGUAAUGAAUGGAAAAUAUUGUAUUUUAAUUUAGUUUAGGUUUCAACACUUUACCCCAAAUGUACUGAUUCACAGACUGAAUUGAAUUAGACUGGUAUCAGUGACAUUAGCUGCACAUAAUUGAAUGACAGCUCACAUAAGUUAAACAAAAUUUGGAAAGCUGAUACAGCAUUAGAGUCCAUCUGUCCUCAAUGUUUCCCUUCCUCUGGACAACAGAUGGGCUGUUUAUUUGCAACAGUCAAUCAUAAAUCUGGACCUAACCCCGACUCAUUACUGCGACCACAUUAAAGGCAUAGUGUAGUUGUGUUAGGCACUGAAACCUGCUCAGCAAAAAAAACAUUGCUGCCAGAGGACACCAAGUGGCAACCAUUAAAAUCUAAACUGCCAUUUUAAAAAUCACUGUGUUGGUUCAUUGGAAUCACCUGCAUUAUACCAGCUGACAGUCAGACACCUGUCCACUCAUACUUUGUGUUCUCCUCUAUUAAAGACCUGAACCUUGGAAAUGAGACCAUGAACUCCUCUGGAAAAUGGUUUAUGGACAUUAUAAAUCAAGUGAGAAUAGAAGCUAUUUAUUCAAAUGGACUUUUUGUUUUAUAUUAUAGUUUUGUGUUGGGAAUGCAAUGAAAACCACUGAAACAAAAAGCUAACCUAAAUCUUUAUCUUAAUUAUCUUAUGUGUACACUUUCCUACAACACGUUUUGUGUCACCUUGAAAACCACCAUAUUGAACUCCACAACUUGAGAGCGAUCUGGCAACAGGGCCGAGGGUAGACUGGAGCCUAAGAUCAGGAUCCAGAGUAAUGAGCUGCAGGUGAAGCAGAUCCACGAUUAGGAACCUCGUUAUUUAAAACUUAAUAACGAGGGCAGCAGACGAUCAACAACUUCUCUGCGCUGUGAUUGAACUUUGGUGAUUUUCUCUGUGGAGCAUUUACCAGAUGUAUGUCAUGUAACAAUAAAAAGUACCAUUUGUUUGACAAAAACAAUUAAAAAACAAACUGUAGACUAAUUCUAUCCAGAA
Molecule: messenger RNA, 3492 nt
Organism: Solea senegalensis (Senegalese sole)
Lineage: Eukaryota; Metazoa; Chordata; Actinopteri; Pleuronectiformes; Soleidae
Gene: znf648
Product: zinc finger protein 648
Exons: 2
Coding region: 106-1515 (469 amino acids)
Biological process (GO): regulation of transcription by RNA polymerase II
Molecular function (GO): RNA polymerase II cis-regulatory region sequence-specific DNA binding; DNA-binding transcription factor activity, RNA polymerase II-specific
Source: RefSeq, a predicted model, not a curated record